This is a messenger RNA of Penicillium pulvis, 2475 nucleotides long. Its product is annotated as FAD-dependent oxidoreductase. NCBI's taxonomy places the organism in Eukaryota, Fungi, Ascomycota, Eurotiomycetes, Eurotiales, Aspergillaceae. Gene Ontology annotation, molecular function: FAD binding. Bases 1 to 2475 code for a protein of 824 amino acids. The transcript is spliced from 4 exons. The record is from RefSeq and is a predicted model, not a curated record.
AUGGCGCCGAAGCAGAACUUCCGUGUGGUUAUUGUCGGUGGAUCAAUCGCCGGCUUAACCCUUUCCCACUGUCUAGCGCGCCACAACAUCGACUUUGUUUUGUUGGAAGCGCGCGAGGAAAUCGCUCCACAAGAAGGCGCCUCGAUCAGUAUCUUUCCGACUGCUUGUUUGUCGCUGGAACAGCUAGGCGUUUUGGAUGAUAUUCUGGAACAAGUGGAGCCGUUGAAGCCGUUGUACAAUUGGGAUUCGAACGGCAAGCUCCUUGCUUAUACUGAAGUACCGGCUAUAUCCCAGAAGAGGCAUGGAUACCCGGGAGCUUUCUUGGCGCGUCAAAGUAUUCUUGAGAUCUUGUAUAAACAUCUUGGAGAACGACAAGGCGCGGUCCUGACCGGCAAGAAGGUCAUUAGUGUCGAGCACUUUGACAAUCAUGUUACUGUUCACUGCGCUGAUGGGUCUUCCUUCGAUGGAGAUCUGGUGGUUGGUGCGGAUGGUGUGAGAAGCAUUGUCCGGCAGUUGAUGUGGAGUCAUAUGGAUUCCCGUGGGCUUCAAGCAGAAGCUCGAGAAGAGCGUGAUCGUAUGCUUUACCCCCGUUCUAUGCAACCUAAGACUAAUAAUGAGCUAGGUAUGACAUGCGAGUACGAUUGUGUGUUUGGAAUAUCCUCACCAACCCCUGGACUUUCAACACCGGAUAUCCACCGGACAUAUGCUCGGGGAUGGUCAACAAUCGUGGUCGCUGGAAAGGACAAGGCCUUCUGGUUCCUCUUUACCAAACUAGACCGCAAGUACAAAAGCCAUGAGGUUCCAAGAUUCAACCACGACGAGAUUGACAAACAUCUCGCUCCUUACAUGAACAUCCCCGUCUCGAACACUGUUCCCUUCUCCGAGGUGUACAACAGGAGAGAGGUUAGCAACUGGUUGGCAUUAGAGGAGGUACUCUACAAGAACUGGUGUAUAGACCGAUUUGUCAUCAUCGGAGAUGCAGCUCACAAGAUGGCUCCGAACUCAGGCCAUGGCGGAGACACAGCUGUAGAAACAUCAGUCUCCUUAUCCAACACUAUAGCAUCAAUGCUCGAAAAGCAUCCAGAAAUUCAUACAAAAGACAUCAACGACUCCCUCAAGAAUUGGCAAGAAGCUCGAACCCCCCGAGUCACUCAGAUCUGGCAAACAGCAGCUCAGGUAGUCCGCCUUGAAACAUUAACCAGCUUCAAGCACAGAGUCAUCCAACAUUUCCUUCCAACCCUGAUCGCACUGGCGCAAAACAAAGGAUCUGCAUAUGCGGCUGCAGCAGAGCGAAUCGAUUGCCUCCCUCUACCGCCAAGAUCAUUUACAGGCACAAUGCCAUACAAAUGUCAGGAGAAUCUGGGACAAGUCCUUCAAGAGAAAUUCUGGAAGCGGGUAUUAUGGGGUCUUCCACUAUUCGCCCUGAUGUGUAUCGGAGCCUGUACAGUUGGGGCUACGAUACUCAACAUUAGGCCACAUGCGGAAGCGCUAUUAGAGCAUGGAUUCUGGAAUGCUAGCACAGGAGAAGCUUUCAGCAUUCACAAGCCGAUCUACAAGCUUCGGGUUUUGGAUGAUAUCUUCCAGCCUAUCAUCUUGUGUUUCCUUCCGUCGAUUACAGGAACAGAUCCGCAAUCAUGGACGCAGAUGUUCAGUUUUAUCCCGGAGUACGGCGCUGUAUACGCUAUCUGGCUGCUGGAAGGGUAUCGCAAAGUAAAUUCCUGGCCUGCAGUAUUAUUCCCAAUCAUCAUGGGCCAAGGAGCCCAACUCCUCUCCGUCGCUGCAUUUGGUCCGCUAUACUACUCCCUCCAAUACCUCCAAGUCUCACUAUACGAAACAGCUCCCAGCAAUAACCGGGAGAUUGAUCCGACAUGCACAUACACGCUCCUCGCAGCUCUAGUAGCAGCCCAUUACAUCCCCUCAUAUGCGAGCUUCCUCGUCCCAGACCUCCAAGAAAGAAGAUUAUGGAACGCAGCAUGGCAAAUCUUCCCUCUUACAGUCCCCCUCCUCCAGCUCCCGUUGUCACUAUUCCUGGGGUCUAAGCUUAAUCCAGACGCAGCAUCCGUUGAAGCGCGCGCAGAAAACAGGAAGAGGAGCUUAAUCGCGAUCCGGGUGGCGUAUUGCUCAUUAGCUGUGAUUUCGGCGUUGGGAUUCGUGUACGCACGUGCGAAUGCACCGGUUGGGUCUUCGAUGCUGGAUAUCUUUUGGCCAGGAUUGAGGGGAUAUGCGUUGCCUGGUGAUGCUUCAUUUGAGGAGGGGAUUGCAAGGUUCAUGCAAUAUGAUCAGGUCAGUUCAAUGGCGUCGGGAUUCGUUUGGCUUGGUUUGCGACUGCGGGAGCUGAGAAAAUCUGGUGUUGAAUUCUCUUGGUUUGGGGUAGUUGGUGGGUUAGUAGGGAUUACAUCUGUGUUUGGGCCUGGAACUGCAUUUCUACUUGGAUGGGGGUUGAAAGAGGAGCUGCUCCAUAGACUUGGAGCUUGA